Meloidogyne enterolobii is the source of this 470-nucleotide messenger RNA. The record is from the annotation of a GenBank genome assembly. NCBI's taxonomy places the organism in Eukaryota, Metazoa, Nematoda, Chromadorea, Rhabditida, Meloidogynidae.
AUGGCGCCCAAAAAAUGUCCAACUGAACAAAACCCCAUAAAAUGUGCUACUGAACAAAAAUUCACAGAAUGUACCACUAAACCCGCAAGCGUUCCAUCCCCUUUUCUGUCAUCUCAAAAUGUCCAAAAUUCUGUUGAUAAAGUUAAUACGCAAUGCCAUAACUUACUUCAAAAUUUUCGAAUCCUAACAAAUCUAGUAUUAAACGAUUCCUCUCAUUUAGUUAAAGAGAUUAAACCAAAAUUGAUAAGGACCGGAAAUUUUCCAGCUAGUUAUGGCUUUGCGUUGUUAUGGCCGCGCGAUGUUUUGUGCUGUACCCUCAGUUAAUAAUUGGUUUGGAAAUAAAUUUCAAAGGUAACUUGUAAACGAACAAAACAUAAAGUCGUUAUGCCCAGGCGCAUGAUCUCAUUAUUUCUGAACCAAAUUUACCUAAUUUAGUUCAAAAUAGAGAAAAAUAUGCGGAAUCAAGCUUU